AUGAGCGAACGACCGAUACUCCUCCAACGCUCUAACAUCAUCUCGAUAGCACGCCACAUCGAUGCUCAUGCUUACGAAGAACAAUCCAUGGGUGCCAUUGAUGCGGAUCGUCGUGAUUCGCGUCGACUUGGCCCCGACCGCCGCCACGCUUUCGGUUACGAGCGAUACGAGGAAAGCGGGCCUCUCUCAAGCCUUCGAGAGAAAUGGUGCAGGUGGGCUACACUUGAAGCCAGAUUCCAUCUGGGGGCCCUUGUGGAUGAUUGUAAUUGGGCUCCUGCUGUAAACGGCGCUGGUCCAGUGACAGCCUAUUGCCCUCUCAGCUGGAUGCCCCUCUUCCAAGCUGUCCUCAGCCCUGUGAACAUAUGGCGCUGCGCACCUUCUCACGAUGCUAACCCCAACAAUGCCUUGCGCGAAGCUCGCCCCACGACCAUGGCGGGCAACUCGUCUCGGACGCUGCUAGGUCCGCCUUCACAGGAAUCCAUCAAACCCUACGGCGCUAAUCCCGGGGCACGGUCAACACACAAGCAGCCGUUGCUAGUGCUGUCCCUUCUAUCGAUCUUGGUCGCAUGCAUCUCAGGAACAGUCGGUAUACUGCUGGUCUCGCACGAAGAUCCUAUCCAAGCAUGGAAGAUCAGACCGGCCGUUUGGCUCGCAACACUCGCCGGUGUAUAUGUAAUCGCUCUGGGAGCGCUCUUCUCCACCGGCGUCGCUGUCAUCUGGUGGAGAUGCAUUGCACACGGUACCACACUCGAGCGUCUCCAUUUUGUGUACGAAGGAGCGUCCCUGAAAAAUCUCAUCCCAGCAUUUCUGGCAGGCUGGCAGGCAAGGAGGGUUGCGGUGGCUGCGUUGCUCGUUCUUGCGACGAAGCUUGUGAUAGGGCCGAUGUUACAGCAAGCGACACGACCAGAGCUCCAUGAAGCCACAAGAGAUGUAACUUUGAAUAUGGACAUCGCGUCUGAGAUCCCUGAUGGCUGGUUCAAUUUGGAAGGAGUUUUCCAGAGCAACGGAAUUUCUACGAGCCAAGCAGUCUUCCUCGGCGAUGACCUCACCACAAGCAAUGCGACGAAUCCUCUCUGUCCUAAAAAUGGGAUAUGCCGGGGCCUUGUCAAAGCAGCUGGUUUAAAUCUCUGGAACACCACAAGAUCCACAACUCUGAACUUGCUUGACCCAGCCAACUUGAACGAGACACUCUUCAGCAUCGACCUCAGCAUCAACAGCGACUUUGGUGUGCCAAUACUGUUCCUGGAAUCUCGGUUUGUAUCAGCUGUUGACGACAACUGCAUCGCGACGGUGACUGUUGAGACCUACGGCAUGAUACCAGCUAUCAUGCAGUAUCCGAUCAACAUCCAAGACAACAGGAUCAUACCUGACAUAGUCGGCGUCAUUGAAGGUCCCAUCGUCAUAUCCAACAGUUCGAAUGCCAACGGCACGUCAAGUGCGUUGCGAGGCCUCCUGGAUGCUCUUCGACCGAUCUAUGCUACGAAAAGCAUUCUGGAUCUUCCGAAAGAAAGAAAACCAGCAAGAUACGCCCCGUCAGUUGGAAAAGAUCUGAAUGCUUUCUACGCCGACAUUUUUGCCAACAUUGGAGUUGUUCCAGGUUCGAAGUAUCCAGAGAACGUCGUCAAGUACUGCCCGUUGCUGUGGGAGUCUCCAACAAAAUACGUGAUGGGCCGGAUUUUGACCUACACGUUCCGAGCUGCGCGAGCUGUUGCCAAGCAACGAAAAGACCGGCAAGACCGGCAGCAUCUUAUCAUGACGUACACGGGCGAAGAGCUUUGGUACGUUACGAACUUCAACUGGCUGGCCGCAUCGGUUGCAGUAAUGGUGUUGGGCAUGGUAGCCGCUCUGUCACUGUCCUGGGGAUGGUGGCAGCUCGAUCGAUACGUUACUUUGUCACCACUUGAGACGGGGAAAGCAUUGGGUGCUCCCAUAUUGGCCCAGGCUGGAGCGGAGCAAGAGAUCAAGCCCAUCUUACGAGUGGUUGGUCAUGACUUGGUGGCCUACGACGACAAUGAACUUAUCUGGGCCGGAAGUAUCUACACAUCCGGUGUAGGGGGUAGCCUGAGAACGAGUCCUAGACCGAGCCGGAGCUCCGAUGACGCAGGCCGUUUAGACGUGACUCUUCCAGAGCCUUCCGAGAACGAAUUCUCCGCUCGACGCCAGAAAAGAACAAUUCGCACUCUCAACGAAGCGGAUCCCAUCCGCGUUUCUCGAGUGUUCGAGCAUGACCGCGGCCACACCACGAGAGCCCCUUAUCAAGACGAAGACGAGAUGGACAUAGGCCAGUAUGGCAGGCCGUGGGCUUGUGAUCAAGUCAACGAUAAUGUGCCGCUCAUCCAGAGGCUAUCGAGUAUUGCUGCUCCCGGGAAUAACUCGCGUCAAGAAAGGACCCCGCAACAGCCUUUGGUUCCUUCGCCGACGAGUAUGCAGUUGAGGGCCCUGGACCAGAGGAAGAAGCCGAGAAGAGCUAGUAGGAGAAGCUCGCUGCCGAGUAUCGAGGAGAGGGAUACGCCGACGCCGGAAGGAUCGUAG
This is a messenger RNA of Paraphaeosphaeria sporulosa, 2532 nucleotides long. RefSeq lists its product as uncharacterized. The record is from RefSeq and is a predicted model, not a curated record. The transcript has 4 exons. NCBI's taxonomy places the organism in Eukaryota, Fungi, Ascomycota, Dothideomycetes, Pleosporales, Didymosphaeriaceae. Bases 1 to 2532 code for a protein of 843 amino acids.